Messenger RNA from Acaromyces ingoldii, 1391 nucleotides. RefSeq names its product MT-A70-domain-containing protein. Gene Ontology annotation, molecular function: mRNA m(6)A methyltransferase activity. Gene Ontology annotation, cellular component: RNA N6-methyladenosine methyltransferase complex; nucleus. NCBI's taxonomy places the organism in Eukaryota, Fungi, Basidiomycota, Exobasidiomycetes, Exobasidiales, Cryptobasidiaceae. The record is from RefSeq and is a predicted model, not a curated record. The transcript is spliced from 5 exons. The coding region runs from base 34 to 1335 and encodes 433 amino acids.
CCCAUCAUCGCCAUCGAGGCGAGCGAAUCGGAAAUGGCCGAUGCAGACGACGUGGCAGCCGCCGAGAUCUCGCAGCGGUUCCUGUCGAGGCCCACCGCCAAGGACAGGAUCCUGCUUGACGUGUAUGAGACGCCCGAUACGCGCUUCCAGCCCGUGUGCGAGCAUCUGACCCUCGACGAGUGCGCAGCGGCCAGGCCAGGCGAGACAGAGACCUGCGAGAUGAUCCACUUUGAAGUUAUCCAACACCCGCACACGGAGCCGUCCAUGGGUCACUGCAGCUUCCUCAACACCUGCCACAAGGGCAGCAAGUGCAAAUUCAUGCACUUUCGCCCCGUCCGCCACCCGCGCGCCAAGCCAUUCGAAUGGAAGACCAUCUACGCCGACGACCCUUUCCCCAAGCGCACCCGGGGUCCGGGCAUUAGCAGCGGCGGCGGUGGCAGCAGCAACCAGCAGCCGCAGCAGCAGCAGCAGCACGUCGAGAGCAUCCUCGGCGACUCGCAGCUGCAGCUCGAGGGCGACGAGCGGCUCUACGUCGAGGCCCUCGUCCGGCACCCUGCGCGGUCCCUCUUCAACCGCGGCCUCAGAGCCUGGACGCGUGGCGCCGGGGAGGCCACGGGCGAGCUGCCUCGGCCACAGGCGAUCAAGGCCGACCUGUCGCGCUUCGACCUCUCCAUGCUUGGAAAAUUCGACGUCGUCAUGGCCGAUCCUCCCUGGGACAUCCACAUGAGCCUGCCCUUUGGAACGGUGCCCGAUGCGAUGGUGCGCGCGCUGCCGAUCCCCCAGCUGCAGGACGAGGGCCUCCUGUUCCUCUGGGUCACUGGACGCGCGCUGGAGCUCGGCAGGGAGCUUCUUGCCCAGUGGGGCUACACACGUGUCGACGAGAUCGUCUGGGUCAAGCUCGGCCAGACGCAGAGGCUCAUCCGCACUGGCAUGACUGGCCACUGGCUAAACCACACCAAGGAGCACUGCCUCGUGGGUGCAAAGACCAAGUCGGACAGCGUCGCAAAGGAGCAGCUCGUCUCGCCGCUCCAGCACCUCGCCACGACGUACGCGGGCUCGCACGCCGCCGGGACGCCCGCUCCCGUCCCAGCCUGGAUCCACCGGGGCAUGGACUCGGACGUCGUCGUGACCGAGGUCCGCGACACAUCCUGGAAGCCAGACGAGCUCUACUCGAUCAUCGAGCGCCUGUGCCCGCUCGGACGCAAGGUCGAGCUCUUCGGCAGGCAGCACAACACCCGUCCCGGCUGGACCACGAUUGGUGACCAGCUCAAGGCCGACGUCAUCCACGACGCCGAGCUCCAGCGCAAGCUGGACCGAUGGAGGCGCGCCAGCUGACGUUGCUACUACCACUGUAUAUCACACACACACUGAAAACACACUGUAAUAUAUCG